Messenger RNA from Corticium candelabrum, 645 nucleotides. RefSeq names its product ribonuclease H2 subunit C-like. Gene Ontology annotation, biological process: RNA catabolic process. NCBI's taxonomy places the organism in Eukaryota, Metazoa, Porifera, Homoscleromorpha, Homosclerophorida, Plakinidae. Bases 12 to 446 code for a protein of 144 amino acids. The transcript has 4 exons. The record is from RefSeq and is a predicted model, not a curated record. Gene Ontology annotation, cellular component: ribonuclease H2 complex.
GCGCGCUACCGAUGGAUGCCGUGGUGGAUGGCGUGAGUCUAGAGCGCGCGCUGUCAGCACCUCAGCCGUCAGUUCACCUUUUGCCUUGCGCCAUCAAUACUGACGGCCCGUGCAAAGUGGAUCAGUACUUUAACACGACUUUUCAAGCAAAUGCAGACAGCGACAAGCUCACAGACUUUACUGCCUCGUUUCGCGGCCGACCACUUCGAGGCGAAGACAUCACGUUGCCACACGGUUUCACAGCAAUCAUACUUAGAGAAGACAAGAAGCCACUAACAGACAAACAAAGCCGACACUUCAAUGUUCAACACUCAUUUAAGACAUUUCGUUAUUGGAAUUUAGACAAGCCAACGAGUGGUGAUGAUACGAUCCGAAAGGCACUCGACUGGCUGACUCUAUCUGUUGCAGUUCAUUCUCCUGUCAACAGCGAGGACACUGACAGUUGAACUACUUCCGUUCAUAGCAACACGUUUUGUUAGCCAAUGUGGUUAGACGAUUUUUCAAAUAGACAAGAAGCUGGUUCAUUAGAUCUCUCUUGUCUUCGUCUGUUGAUUCGAUUUCAACAGAGAUACGUGUACUUGUAUCGUUGGUGUGGCGUUUUGUGGUCGGACUGUCGGCCAAUUUUAUGGUCACGUGACACUGUAA